ACUAGCAAGCGAGCGAGGAAACUGGUUUGGUUUUGUGGGGCUUGCACCACUGCACCGCUCUUUCAGCGAGACAGUCCAAUUUAUGCAUUACGGCUAUGUAGGCACUACACGAUAUCAAAACGCUGCGCCCGGGCUUACUCCACUUACUGUCAUCAUCGUUGCAAUAUUAUCAGAACUUUGCAAGUGCCUACAAGACUAAAUUCACUGCAUUACAUCUUCUUUGGUUCUACAACAAAGUGUUUAUAUUUUUUUAAACAUAUUAGAACACAGUGGCAUAUAAUAAACCGCGAAAGUGAAGCGAGAUACACAACACGUUUGAACACGCGUUAACAUUGGUGGAAUCCGGAAUAUGAAUUUUAUAUCAGUUAGAGGAUUGUGACUGUUUUGUGACGUAUCUGGUGCUCCGUCAUAUAAUUUGCUCAAAAUUAAUACUGUGAAGAUUUCGAAUCUCGUACAGCUAUGGCAGAAGGAAAUGGGGAAAUAAAAAUGGAAGAAAAACAGUCUAAAGAGGAAAUGGAAUAUGUAGAAAGAACAGAAGACUUUUCAAAACUAAUCCAAUACGGACUGGAUGAAAAAGUAGCUGCAAAAUUGGAUGAAAUUUAUAAAACAGGAAAAUUAGCUCACGUGGAUUUGGAUGAAAGAGCAUUGGAUGCUUUAAAGGAAUUUCCUGUCGAUGGCGCGUUAAAUGUACUCACACAAUUUCUGGAAUCAAAUUUAGAACACGUAUCAAAUAAAUCUGCGUACCUUUGUGGUGUAAUGAAAACAUAUAGACAAAAGAGUAGAGCUGGUCAAGGCACUAGUACCAGCACAACUCCUAAAGCACCAGACGAGGAUAAAAUAAAGAUGAUUCUCGAAAGAACCGGUUAUCCUCUGGAUGUAACAACGGGACAAAGAAAGUACGGAGGGCCUCCUCCAAACUGGGAAGGUCCUACACCAGGAACCGGUUGCGAGGUGUUUUGUGGAAAAAUUCCAAAAGAUAUGUACGAAGACGAGUUGAUUCCAUUGUUUGAAAAAUGUGGAAAAAUUUGGGAUUUAAGACUAAUGAUGGAUCCAAUGGCAGGUUGCAACAGAGGAUAUGCAUUUAUCACUUUUACUAACAGGGAAGCAGCACAGCAAGCUGUUAGGGAGCUGAAUGAUUAUGAGAUUCGGAAAGGGAAAAAGAUUGGUGUUACCGUAUCUUAUAACAAUCACCGCUUGUUUGUGGGAAAUAUUCCAAAGAAUCGAGACCGAGAUGACUUGUUCGAAGAAUUUACAAAGCACGCACCUGGCCUGACCGAGGUGAUUAUCUACAGUUCACCGGACGAUAAGAAGAAAAAUAGGGGUUUUUGCUUCUUAGAAUAUGAAUCUCACAAAGCAGCUUCCUUAGCGAAACGAAGACUAAGCACCGGUCGCAUCAAGGUGUGGAGCUGUGAUAUCAUAGUCGACUGGGCAGAUCCUCAGGAAGAGCCAGAUGAACAAACCAUGUCUAAAGUGCGCGUACUGUAUGUAAAGAAUUUGACGCAAGAUUGUUCCGAAGAAAAGUUGAAAGAGUGUUUCGAAGAAUACGGUAAUAUCGAAAGAGUGAAGAAGAUCAAGGAUUACGCUUUCGUGCAUUUUGAAGAACGAGACAAUGCUGUUAAGGCAAUGAACGAACUAAAUGGAAAAGAAAUCGGAGGUUCUCACAUAGAGGUAUCGCUCGCGAAACCACCGUCCGACAAAAAAAAAAAAGAAGAAAUGCUUCGUGCAAGGGAGCGAAGAAUGUUACAAAUGUUGCAGGGUCGGAGCGGAGGUUCCCCGUCGCAUCCGAGUAUGAUGGGAGGACCGAUGCCAGUUCGCGGACCUGGCCAGGGUCCUCGUGGCACUGGUGCAGGUAUGCGAGGACAAAUGGGACGAGGCGAUUAUGAUUAUGAUUACGAGUAUUACGGUUAUGGGGAUUAUCGAGGUGGCUACAGUGAUCCAUAUUACGAUGACUAUUAUCGAUACGAAGAUUACUAUUUCGAUUACGCGCCGCCUCCGCCACCUGCCAGAGGGAGAGGCAGGCAGCCUCAACCGGCUGGACGUGGCCGUGGAGUAGUGCCGCGUGGCCGAGUCGGUGGUCCGCAAACCCGUGGGCCAGUCAGGGGGGGACGCAACCCCGCAACUUCAGGGGCCCGUGGGGUCCAGCGGCUGUCCGCUCGUGGGGGGGUCCGCGCCAAGGGAAGUUUACCAGGUGAGGAUGCAGGUAAACGAAAAUUUGACGGGGGUCACCAGAACCAGGGGGAAUCUAAGCGUCGCUUCCAGAGCAACUGGGGAAACCAACCCCUCGCCCAACAACCACUGGGCAAUGCGUACGGAUUGGCGAGUGUGAAUGGUGGUAGUGGUGGUGGUGGCGGUGACAUUGGAUUCGGAGGCAGAACCGCUACGCUCGGCGGCGUUUCCGACGAAGAUCACGAAUGGUAUCAAGACUCAUACCAGGCGUGGAGCUAACUUCUGCAAGUCUGUGAGUGAAUACGCACGUACACAAGCACGCACGCAUGCACGAACGAACGAACGAAAUCAACGAAACAACAACCGGGACGGGAAUCGAACGAACAAAUACGUACGAGACGGAAGGGAAUACAACAAAUAUCGAGAACGUUGCUGCGCAACAGAAGAGGCAGAGGAUAGCGACAAGAAGGUGGAAGAGAGGUAAUCGGGAAAAUAAACACGAGGAAAGCGAACAAUAAUAUAACGAUGGGAGGGAUAAAUGAAUAGAGAGAUCGAUGGGAGGGAAUGGAAGUUGAUUCGCUUUAUACACAUUAUUUACUCUAUCGAUCUGAUGAUUGUAAAUGUUUUCGUAUAUAUUUAACAAAACCGCACGUACGAACGGAACACGAACGUAAAGAAUUAAUGCGCGUUAAAGCAUCGUGCUCUCGGCGCCACCACCAUCGCCCCGCUGUUGUUGUUGUGAUUACGUAUACAGUGAUGUGCCACUGGGACUAAUUAUUACAUCGGAGUGACCACCCAACAACCCACCCCGUACUAUUAUUAUAUAUAUAUAUACACAUACAUAUAUAUAUAAUACGAUAAUACUAAGUACCGCUACUGCAUUGUCACAUUGUUUACUGCCAAGUGAUACGAAGAUCGGCGAUGUUGACAUCGGGAUUGUGAUGAUGGAUCGUAUUAGUUAAGAGAAUUCGCGAAAGCCUGCGGUUUUAUUAUGCGUCGAUUCGAUUUUUUGAGUCUGCGCGAAAAGGAGCGUGUACGCUUUCGAAUAAGUCGAAGUAAAGAAAAAUCGCGUUGUACGAAAGAGAGCGAGAAUGAGCGCGAACGAUUGAGAAACGGGGACUGAAACGAGCGUGUCGUUAAAGAUCGUUCGUUGAGCAACAGCAGGUGUUUUCCCCUAUUUUUGUGGACAAGUUAAUGGGCGCGAAUGAGAUAUUGCUAUUCCGCCGGUACUAUACCGACACGUUUGGAUCAAAUUUUUGCCGCAAGUUGAAGAAGGAAGAGGGAACAGGUGUGUACGUGUUAAUGGAUGCACGUGUGCGUUGUGUGUGUGUGUGUGUGUGUGUGUAUGUAUGUGUGUGUGUAUGCGUGGAGCGCGCCAAGCGCCGCUAGACCUUCUAUUGUUGGUCUAUAAUGUGUACAGUCAGUGAAACUAUUAUUAUUAUUAUUAAGGGUCAAACAGGUUUUACGGAUACGAAAAAUGAAACGUUGUAAAUCAAAUUUCUUGGGAGUGUCUAUGGAAAGUGUCUCACAUUCGUUCGGUUAUGGUAAAGGAAAGGAAGGAAGGAGGGUUUUAUAUAUCGGGUAUAAUAUGGAACAAGAGGAGAGAAAAAAAUUAACGGUGAAAUUAAUCGGAAUAGAAGCCCAAUCGCGUAGGAAAUUUUUCGAUGACGGUUCCCAAGUAGCGAGAAAAUUAGAAAUCUAAAUUAUUAGUCUAUUUAUUAUUUAUGUCUAUCUUUUUUUUCUUUUUUUUUUUCUUUUUUCUUUUUUCUUUUCUUGUUUUUUUAGUCCAAGGACGAUAAAAGGACCGUUAAACACGGACGGACGUACAAGACGAAUAGAGAAAAAGUUUAGCUUAAUACGUUUCGUUUUUAUUUUUGUCAUAAAUUUUACUGUCAAAAUUUUUAUGUCGCAUUUUUGCGCGAUUCCUGCACCACGUGCAACAAUGUUUUUUAGGAACGACGAUUGACUACCGAGUUUGAUAAUGAUAGUCACGGAUUGAUUUAGGAUGUGUAAAGUGUACGCAACGUUUACAAAUGCAUGAACACAUACAGCACACAUUUUGAGUGUUGACUCGUUGUUAUUGUUAGCCUGUUAGUUAAUUAGUAAGAGUUGUAAGUGCGGGCUGUAGUUGGUCCCUGUCCCUGGAGCCCAGACACCCCCCUGUUCUGGAGAAUAUUCGAAAAAAGGAAAACAUAAGUAGAAUCCAAUACUAUUUUACAUGCACCCCCGAAUUAUGACGGAAACACAGAAUCGGAUAAACGACAAAAAAUAAAUAAAUAAAUAAAAAACAGAGGAAGAAAGAUUAUAAUCCAGUUGUAAUUGAGCGACUGCGCAUAUAUCACCGUAUCGUCUUAUAGUACAGCAUCGACGAAAGAACUCUACCGUGUAUUUUGGCCCCAUCGGACAUUGCACAUCAGUAGGUUCGAAAUACGCAAUUUCAUACGGAAAUAACGAAAGGAAUGAUAAGGAAUUAAACGCGUAGGCAAGAAAGCACGAUUCCCAUACAAUGAAAGUACGAAUCGAUCGAUUCCCUUCGAACAAAAAGAAAAAAAAAAAUUAUCUCGAUGCGGAUCGAUUGUUCGCGAACUCUCGUAUUUAUGAGCAUUUUGUUACAUUUUAUUCACAUUUUACUUAAGUCUAAUUCUUCUUCGUCAUCGAUACUGUUUUGGUAACGAUGAUAGAUAACUAUAUCUAGUAAUAUAACGAAUGAAAACCCCUCAAUUUUACUUCCUGUCCCCAGUCAAUGCGACCAUUGUUUAAAGGAGAAUGGCGACGGAGAGCUUUAGAGAGAGGGAAACGGAGGGGCGAGGGAGAAAAAAGCCAACAGUCGAAAAGAAAGAAAUUGAUCAUAUCUAUACCGAUCAAUAUGAUUACCUUUCAUUCCUUUAGUCCCCCUCCCCCAUAAACUCAUUAUUCACUUACCGUAUUUUAUACCUACCUACUCUACUUACCUACACACCCUAUUUAUAAAAAACAUAAUAUUGAGGAUAUAAUAAUAAUAAUUAAUAUUAACGAAUAUAAUAAGGAUGAUAUUGCUAAUCAAUACUGAGUGGGUUUUUGUGACACGAUAACGUUUCACUAUAAAUUCUGGUUUUCCUGCGAAAUUAUAAUAAAGGAAGAUUAAUAAACAUAUGUAAGGCAGGCAGGCAGGCAGGUAGGCAGGCAGGCAGGCAGGCAGGCAGGCAGGCAGGCAGGCAGGCAGGCAGGCAGGCAGGUAGGAAGCAAGCAAAACAAGAAAGUAAGAAGGAAAUAACGAACGGACGGACGAACGAACGAACGAACGAUAAAAGAGUGUAAAAGUUCAGCUUGCGGGGGGCAAGGAAGCAUAACUGGCAAAAGCGGAGGCAGUUCACGGUGACGAGACUUUAGACUGAUCUAGGUACUAGCGUUACGAUAUUGGCCCUGCCCCAGCUUCGAGGCACCCCACAAUAUUAUAUCACUUACCCUUCGCUAUUUUAUACUUUGACCGGUGUGGCAGCUGGGGUGCCUGGGGGGUUAUCGGUCGCAUUUAGGAUAAUGCACCACUGUGGCUGACGAUGCUGUAGCCGCAAGCGCGCCCUUUUACCCGGUCAUUGCCCUAAUUCGCGGCACACAUCCUUGGGAACUUGACUCUUUUUGGUUGGCCCGUAUCAGGCGGAUGUUGUGUGAUUUUUGGGUCGAUCAAUUUAUGUUAAUAACGACCCAAAGACGUGUUUUUUUUUAAUUAUAUAUAAAUAUAUUAUAUAUUAUAUUCCUGCGAAUAUGCAUUUUGUGACGUGAUGUUAUUUAGCACUAAUGAGGAAAACAAAUUACAAAAAUGAACUAUUGUACGAGAAGAAAAUGAAAAAAAAAAAAAUAUUGUACGUAACAACACUAUUCACACGAACAUAUAUACGGUUUAUGUUUCUCGCGCCACAUUGCCACGUGUCAGCUCCACGGCUAAAAACGAACGACAAAUUCCUUACGACCAAAUUCUUCUAUCGUUAAUAAUUGCGUUUUCAAAUUUUUCUUUUUAAUUAUUCACCUUCCAAUUGCUUUGCUUUUUUUUUUUAAUUCCCGCGAUUUUAAAAGUUGCCUCUAAUUUUAGUGUGACGUAGUUGAACGUAAUGAUUAUUGAUGAAUUUAAAACAAUGUUGAAAUGGUUCCUUUUUCGGGCUAGGAGCUUGAUUUAAAGUGUCAAAGAUUUUUGUGUAUGACCAGAUGUAUUCUACAUGUCUCAAUAAACAGUUGUAUGUGAAUUA
Molecule: messenger RNA, 6386 nt
Organism: Colletes gigas
Lineage: Eukaryota; Metazoa; Arthropoda; Insecta; Hymenoptera; Colletidae
Product: heterogeneous nuclear ribonucleoprotein Q-like
Exons: 12
Coding region: 460-2445 (661 amino acids)
Cellular component (GO): ribonucleoprotein complex; nucleus
Molecular function (GO): mRNA binding
Source: RefSeq, a predicted model, not a curated record